Molecule: messenger RNA, 255 nt
Organism: Plenodomus lingam JN3
Lineage: Eukaryota; Fungi; Ascomycota; Dothideomycetes; Pleosporales; Leptosphaeriaceae
Source: RefSeq, a predicted model, not a curated record
AUGGUCCAACUGCGCUACAAAACACCACCCGUCGGCUAUCCAUGGUUCAUCCGCAAAGUUGACCCGCACGGCAGACCAGAUCCACAGGGUUCAGAAUACCACGUCCAACAGUGUUAUCCUCGUCACUCUGAAGUGAUGCAUUUCCCUGCAUCCUGCAGGAAGAUUGCAUGGAAAGCCACAAUCCAUGACCCUCAGAGCGAAGACACGCACGGCUCUGGACACGGAAGCUUCACCGAUGGCAGGAAGAUUCCAUGA